CUAUUUCAACUUUCUUCUUGUAAUUUUUUUUUUCGUAAUGAUCAUAUUUUGACUUUAUUCUCGUAACAUUAAAACUUUUUCCCCAACCAAAUUUUCCAAAAAUAACAACUUUGUUGUUCUGUUUUGUCUUUGACAAUAUUACGGCGUCUUUUUUUUGUUUGCUAUUUCAACUCUAUGUUACUAAAAUGUUAUUUCCCCUCAUAAUAUUACAACUUUAUUCUCGUCAAAUGAAGACUUUUUCCGUUAAUACUUCAACUUUGUUCUUGUAAAAUUAUUGCUGUUUUUUCUGUUUUAGCUGUUCGCUGUUUUUUUUUUAUAUUUUUCAACUUUAUGCCACUAAAAUGACAUUUUUCCUCAUAAUAUUGUGAAAUUAUGAUUUUCUUUUCUCAUUAGAUGACAACGUUUUGCCUUUAAUAUUUUAAUUGUAUUGGGGUUUUUUUUAGUUCUUUUGUUUAAUAAUAUUUUUAGAAUGUGCCGUGAGCCAAUAAAAAAAACGCACUUUGGACACCACUGAUCUAUGCAGUAUCCAUAGAGAUGCUGAGUUAUGAACUUUAGGACACAAGUCUGGUAUUUCUCAUCUCCUGUCUCAUGGGGAUAAAUCUCCCUCCCCAGAACACGGCCUGGUGUGGUGCUACUUUCGCCACUUUUAGGCAGACUUUCCAUCCGGAGCCGAUGCCAGAAACUGUUGCGACAGGUUAAUGACUCGAUCGGCAAGUUAACUGUAAUCUUCCGAUUGAACGUGAAUUUUUUUUGUUUGUUUCAUAUGAGUGUUCAUUUAAGCUACCUGUCAAACAAGACAAAGCGUAUCUCUUCCAUCUGCUCUUCAACUGUAUUUCACGUUGUUGUUAGUUCUUCUUCUGCUCUCCUCUUUGUUUAGCCAGGCCGUGUGAUCAGGGUUCCAUGGCAUGUCUCAGCAUGCAGCCCUUCCCCUACAGGAAUGCAGAGCAAAGAAAUGAAGCCAGGGAGACGGAGAAAGAGCACAAGACAGACUUAACACCGAGGCCUAAUAAGUAGGAGUGCCUAGGUUUGGUAAAAGAAUUGUUCACAAUCACACACAUCGUGUGGUGCUGCUUGGUGCACUGUUCAGUGCCUGGAGCGGAGGUGUGAGUGCUUUAUAUUGAAUAUACUGGACUAUUUUUGAAUUAGAAUCAUUUUAUCUCUUGAAAAUGUACUUUUUUUUUGUAUUCUUUUCUUGUUGUCAGGAGUCCAGGUCAUUGGGUUCAGUGGAGAAACUUGUUUCCUGGCCUUGUUGACCUUUGAUUCAGGCCCAUAGAGAAUCCAGGGACUCUAAAGACCUUCAGUGUUCACUGUUUUUUCUGGCUAAGACCUUACCUAAACACACUACACACACCCAGAAUGCAGCCCCAAGAGAUACCAUGGGGUGAGGGGAGCAUGCUCGGGCUACAUUUGCGAAGAUGAAUUUGAGAUUAUGUCUUGCGUGCUUUCAUUUUAGUAGGCUGUGCAUUGACUGUUAGCAUAUUUCUACUGUUUUAUUGCCUAGGCACCAAACAAUUUACUACCUCUCUGUGUUGGUUGUAUUGAGAGUUAGCACUAGCACAUGAUAACUACUCACUUUCGAUUAAACUUGGGUAUGUUCACACAACAAUGUUGUCAUAAACAAUGCUUGCAAAGAUGGUUGCAAAUGCUGCAAUGUGCAUAAAAGACCUGUAGUUGACAUUGUCACUUAAGUACAGAAACUCAAACAGGCUUUUCUUGGUGUAUAGUGUUCCCUCUCUACAUCGCGGUCCACCUUUCACAGAUUCGCUGUUUCACAGUUUUUAACACUGUAUGAAUGCGCAUUGUGUUCUGCAUUCUUGUGGUGUAUUCGAGUGAUCUACUGUAUCGGUGCUCUGUUGUAUGUGUCUGUUAUUGUAUGUACCAGUGCCACCAGUAGAAGGUGUUGUAUGUGUCUGUUAUUGUAUGUACCAGUGCUACCAGUAGAAGGUGUUGUAUAGUCGUGAGAGUUAAAGUCGUGCAGCUGGAGUAAAGGUGUCGUACCUGCACCUCGUCUGAGUAUGUGUUUAUGUGCAUGUACGAGCCACAACUGUGCUGAUUGGCUAAGGGAGAACCCGCGCAUUCUCUUCUGUGUCCUUAUUGGCUAAGGGAGAACCUGCCCAUACCAACAUCAGAACUCUAAAAAACGACUGGAAUUUUACAAGAAUAAAGUAAAGUAAAAGAGAAAAAGCCAAGAGAAAAAAGUUUUAUUCUAACGAGACAGUUGAUGAGAAUAACCUUGUAAUAUUAUGAAGAAAAAUAGCGUAAUUUUAGUAGUAUAGCAGUGACAUAUUAAAGACAAAAUAUGUUAUUGUUUUAAAAAUUGUAGUAUGUGGGUGAAAGCGUCUGUGCCUUUCCCUCGGUGGGGGAAAAAAUGUCAUACAUUUUGGAAAAUUAGGUUGGGGAAAAUGUUUUAAUAUUAAUGGACUAAAGUCAAAACAUUAUGGGAAUAAAGUCAAAACAGCAGACUUGGGGAAAAAACAGCUUUAAUUUUACAAGAUGAAAGUCAAAAUAACAGAGAAAAAAAAUUAUUCUGAAGGGAAAAAAGUUGCAAUUUUACAAGAAUGACCUUGUAAUAUUAUGAGGAAAAAUAACGUAAAUUUAGUAGCAUGGGGUUGAAAUCUUAAAGAAAAUUACGUUAUUAAAAAAAAAAAAAUUCAACAUGACAAACAAGAAAAAGGUUGGGGGAAAAGUCAUAUUUUUAAUAAAGUCAAAAUAUUAUGCGAAUAAAGUCAUAAAUUAGACAAGUUCUGAAGAUUAUUUCAGAAUAAACUUGAAAUAUUUGGAAAAUAAAAAUAAAAGAAGCAGCAAAAAUGGGGGGGAAAAAUGCAAAGAGCGAAGUUGAUACUAAUCAUACUGUAGGCCUUUCCACCUAGAUCACAGAGCUGAGAUGCAGUUUAUUUUCUUGGAAUAUACUGUAUAACUUCUCAGCAUGUCUGCAUGUGUUGCGUUACAAAAUAUCAAAGCGGCAAAGUUACAUGCUUUCAUUUUUCACUAUGUGUGGACGCCCCUGGUCUACAUGUUUGUUUUAUGCAAAUCAUCUGCUGGUCGCACUACCAUCCCGAAUAUACGCACUUUGUUGGAGAAGCCUUAUCAAAGUCAUUAUGUUGUGCAGUCCGAAGACCACUGCAGCGUUGUCGUCUGCCACACAGACCCACAGCUGACCAUUUUCAGCAUUUUGACAAUCAUGUUUCUCUUUCAAACUUCUAUGUGACAAAUGUGUGCUUUUACAAACUCCCAAAGACUGUUGUCGUGUAAAAGAAAUGACCAAAGCAAGAUUGUGUUUAGCCGUUCUAAGUUGGAAAGAGUUGCUGGCCCAUAAGUGAAAGGUGGGGGUGUUUGAGAGUUUGUAAUAUUGCACGGGUCUGUCAUUGUGAUUCGAAUUGUGAUUGGCUGGACAUAGUAGCCAUUUUUCUGGUGCUACGUCCAUCUGCAUCUGAUCCGGUUGUGACGCAUUAGCUCCUAUCGUGGAACCAGUGUGGAAUGUCCACUUUCAUACCCAACCUGUCGGGCCAGCCAGUCACCUAAGAAAGAAAACAAUGCAGAUUAGCUACAGACAAAAAAAAAGUGUCCUGCUCAUUUGAGUUUCUUUUCAUAUUUAUUUCAAUGGUUGCUCAUCUGCUUAGCUUUUUAGCUCUUUAAGUAUUAGCCGUCAAAGUCUUUCAGUCACGUCUCACUGGAUCAGGAAAACGUUUUUAACGGGAGUUUUUAACAUUCCACGGCAGCGUAUUCAUUUCAACACACGCCUCAGACCUGUGGUGUUCUGACGUCAACGCAGUAAUGAUUUGAAUUGCUCACAUUUCUUUUUCCACGGCUGCCUUUGUUUUGCUUGCGCUAUCUGUUUGGCUGAGCAGUUGCUGCUGCUGUUUUGCAUGCAGCACAGUCCUUUGUUCACAUCAGCAUUUGCAUAAACUGCUCUUUUAAAAAAAUAAAAAAUAAAAAAACAAAUAAAUAAAUAAAAAUCUCCCUGGACCCCCCCAAAGGGUGAUUGUCAUUUGUUGGCGAUUGUAAACCAGAUGCAGUAAAAGUAAAAUAGCUGAAAUGCUGUCAUGCUAACAGUGAGCAUCCUCAUUAGCGAAAGUGCCAUGUAUACAUUUGGAUUUUGACAUUAUUAAAAUAAGAAAAAAUCUAAUAUGCUAACAAUUACCAUACUAGCACCUAGCAAGAUUGCAAUAAGUACCAAAAGUGACAAAGUGGUUCUACAGUGUCCCUACAUUAUGGCAUGUACAGUAUGUGUUUACAUUUAGAAACAGGUAAAUUAGCUAAAAUUAUAACUGUUAGCAUGCUAGCGCCUAGCAAGAUAGCACUAAGUACCGAAAAUGCCAAGGUAGUUCUAUAAUGUCUCUACAUUAUGACAUUUAUAUAUUUGCAUUUAGACAUGGCUAAAUUAGCUAAAAUGCUAACAGUUGGCAUGCUAGCACCUGGCAAGAUAACACUUAUUCCCGGAAGGUCCAAGGCAGUUGAAGAGUGUCCCCCUGAAAAUGCCAAGGUAGUUCUAUAAUGUCUCUACAUUAUGACAUUUAUAUAUUUGCAUUUAGACAACAGUAAAUUAGCAAAAAUGCUAACAGUUAGCAUGUUAACACCUAGCAAGAUCGCACGAAGUGUCGAAAGUGCCAAGGCAGUUGUGUAGUGUCCCUACAUUAUGCCAUGUGUGUCUUUGCAUGUAGACAUGUGUAAAUUAGCUAAAAUGCUACCAUGUUAACAGUUAGCAUGCUAGCACCUAACAAGGUAGCAGCUGUGAGUGGGUGCUCUGCAUAGCAGGCAUGCCCAUAAUUAGCUAAAUUCAAAUACGAUUACUUCUGGCUUAAUGUUCUGAUGUAAGGCUCCAGUUUGUGUUUUUUUUUCAAUUUCUCUGCAACCAAUCACGCUGUUUUUGUCUUUUCCAGUUCAUUUAUUUGAGCUCCCAUGCUUUUUUCCAGUAUUUCAAGAUGCACGUCAGGGGCUGAGAGUACUGUUCUUACCUCAACACUACUACAUCUGCCAAUGCGUGUGAUGCCAUGUCUCGUCUAAGAAGGGAACUGUGAAACAUGGGCAGAGGCAUUAAAAAAAAAAAAAAAAAAAGGCCGUCUGACAAUGAAAUGUGGCCAUUACUUUCCAUCCACGUCAGAUGUUGCGUCAGACUUUGCUCAGGGGCUCAAUUUGUGGAGCUCAAUAGCACCAUUCAUGUCACCACUUUUAGCCUGCAGUCCACACAACCGGACACUGUACAGGUGUGGCUAUAUAUAUAUAUAAAUAUAUACUUGGAGUAAGAGGGGGGAAAUUGCACGAGAGACCACAGAUACUAACUUACACAAAAAAUUGACAAGGCAUCGGAGGAACGGAACUUGUUCACAGGCCCAGUCAUGCUGGAGCUCUGUUUUUUUUGUUUGUUUUUUCCAGGAAACACAUUUAGUUAGUUAAAGGACAUGUAAAAUGUCCAAAAACAUGCAUGUUAGGCUAACUGGAGACGCUAAAUCAGAGGUGUUCAAAGUGCGGCCCGGGGGCCAAUUAUGUCCCGCAGCUGUUUGCAAAAGAAUAAUAAUAAUAAAAUUAACCAGAACACUAAAAAAACAGCAAAAAUUGAAAAAUAAGUAAAUAUGCAAGAUGAAAAGUCGUGAUUUUAUGAGAAUAACUUCAUAAUAUGAGGAAAAAUAAUGUAAUUUAGUAGCAUAAUGUUGAAAUAUUACCAAAAAAAAAGAAAAUCAGUUUCUAAAUCUGCUCUAAAUUGGCCACAGGCGUGAACUUAAGUGUUGGUGUAUAUGUGCCGUGUGACUGACUGGCGACCAGUCCAGGGUGUACCCCGCCCCUCACUCAGUCAUAGGCUCCAGCUAGCAGGGUAAGUGGAAGAAAAUGAAUGUAAGUUCUAACAUUGUAUAAUACCUUAGUGACACUUCCAUGAAAAUCCACCAUCCACCUUUUCCUUGCUCUUACUGUUUUGCUCUCUCUGUAUUCUUUAUGGGCUAGACCAGGCGGGCUGAUGCUAUAUUUAGCACCAAGGGAAAAGUCAGUACCCUGCCCUGGUCUCCCCCAACCCCCACGCCCAUCCCCUCCCUUGCUCCUCACCACUGUUAUCACAGUAGGAGUCCAGGAUCACUGCAGCUCCACCCACCAAUAUGCCUCCCACCCUUCCCCAAUCUGGUAAGCAGGAAGGGAGCCAGUCAUGCAGGCUUGACGGUGCAGCGAGGCGCCUGUCAGUCCCACUGUCCCUUUGAUUCUUUCACAUAGUUUCAUUGGAUCACAUAGGGGUUUUUAAACACAAACAAGCGGUGCCUCAGAGGGUCCAACAGUAAUUAUUCUCGACUGGCAUGUCUGCAAACACACAAACACCUCAAAUUGCACCCUCACUUGCACACACAAGCAUCCAUCCUCAAGGUCUUUUUCAUCUUCCUCUCAACUUCUUGUACCACCCACAUACAUGGAAUGCACAUAGCUGGUGCGAUCCCAAAGAUUAGUGCGUCUUUGUGCCGGUCCACUUUUCCCUCACUCUUGCAGCUGUGCCGUCACACACAAGUUUUGUCUGAAAGGACGGCAGACAAAAAAAAAGGGUAAGUAGAUGGUGAGAAAAGUCAUUACAUUCAAGACAGUGAGGGAAUGCAUUUAAUGUAAAGAAGUCAUCAUAAAGAAGUGUGGGGGAUUGGGAGUGUGGGCAUUGAAGCAAUUUACAUUAUAUUAUUACAUUAUCGUACAUUAUAGCAAUCUAAUUUAUCUUAUUUAUUAUGUAUUGUGUAAAACUAAGACAUGAAUAACAUCACAUUAAAAGCACAAAAUGAAUGCCGACCCACCAUCCACCAGUUCAAGUUCAAGCCAAGGUUUUCCAGAGAGAUUAUUACAUCGCUGUGUGACGUGUGUGGUAAAAGCCAGUGCGCUAGCAUGAAUUAACUUGAGACAAAUGUGCACAUUAGCACUCAAUAAGUCAUCAAAACUUACCUUUAUGCGUACCCACAUAGUAUUAGCAUUUGACACCAAAUAUGAGGUGAAAGAAAAAUGGUAAAAAUACAGUAGUAGUCUAUCUGUGCAGCAUGAGAUAAAGUUAGCACACGCACAAUGGACUUGCGUCAAGUGAGACGGAUGUAACAGAGAGAAUCCGGCCACUUUUCAGAAUAAAACAUAAAAAAAAAAUGAAAUAAUAUAAAUUAUUUUUUCUUUCUGUGCGGCCCGGUACCAAAUGACCCACGGCCCGGGGAUUGGGGAUCACUGGUCUAAAUGACAGGUGUCAAACUCGAGGUCUGCGGGCCACAUCCAGUCUUUCACACCAUUUUAAGCGGCACAAGAAAGUCCACAUGUGCAAUGGACUCACUUAUUGAUCAACGUGUCAGUUGUUUACAUUUUGGCGGAAAUUUUGUACAGCAAUUUUGCUGUCUUUUGCACCAAAGUCGUAAAGUCGUUAUCCAGCAGGUUGUUAGCAAGCAUUUCAACAUAGUUGCACUGUUUCUUUAAAGUUGACAUGCUUUUGCUACCAGCCUGUUGCAGUGGGACCCAAGGUGAAGUUCACAAACGGGCAGAAUGUGACCGCACAGUCCCAGCAUGCGCCUUUAUUUAGAUCGAGUUCUGCAAGUGACACGGAGCACAUUGUGCAUUAGCAGCGAUGCUUUUAAACACGUUAUUUAUGUCCUCGCCCCCUGCAUUGCUUGUCUUACUAUGUUAUUUUAGGAGCUUAGCGGGACAUUCGCUAUUUGACUGGCACAUUGAAAAAAAUGUUUGUGCUUGUGCAAUCAGAACACUUGUUGCCCAAUACUCAAGUGUUUGUAUACCAGUUGAUGAGGUGAAAGCAAAACAACUGAGGUCAAAUCUACCUGGCAGCAGUGUUCAUGCACAGUGAUGUGUAUUACAUGCACAAUGACACAUUUUUAUUUGCUUGUCAUCCUCAUUUACUGAUUGACCACCUGUUGCUGCAUUGGAACCACACUCGACGGAGAUGCGUGAGCAACUUCCACGUGGGCAGGCGUUAACUUCACCACCGCCCGCCGAGCGAGUACUCGGCUGUUCUCUGAUUGGACGUAGCUCAUCCGAGGAGGCGGGGUUUGUCGAGAACCUUCUUCUAAGAAAGUUUUACUCUGAGUUCGCUGACUUUCAGCGGACACACAGACGUGGGAGAGCUAUCCUGUCCUGACUGAAUCUCCCUGGUAUGAGCAAUGGUCGGCGAUUAUUGCUCUUUCUCUGGGGAUAAGACGGACAUGCACUCCCAGAGAAACUCUAAAAACGGACUAAGUUGCAAAAUGGUGCUUCAAGCGGUCGGCAAAGUUCUCAGGAAGUCAAAGACAAAACCAAAUGGAAAGAAGCCUCCAGCAGAAGAGAAGAAGCAGUACCUGGAGCCAGAAUUCACAAAGAUCCGAGUGGUAGACUCUGACCUUAAGGAGCUGGUGGUGCUACCCAGAGAGAUAGACCUCAAUGAAUGGCUAGCCAGCAACACGACUACAUUCUUCAAUCUUAUCAACUUGCAGUACAGCACCAUCUCAGAGUUCUGCACUGGGGACAGCUGUCAAGCCAUGACGGCAUGCAACACAAUAUACUACUGGCAUGACGAGAAGGGGAAGAAGACAAAGUGCACUGCGCCACAAUAUGUUGACUUUGUAAUGAGUCUUUGUCAGAAACUGGUCACAGACGAGGAAAUCUUUCCUACAAAAUAUGGCAAAGAAUUUCCCAACUCCUUUGAGUCGUUGGUGAAGAAGAUCUGCCGGUACCUGUUCCACGUGCUGGCGCACCUCUACUGGGCGCACUUUAAAGAGACGGUGGCUCUGGACCUGCAGGGCCACUUGAACACUCUGUACGCACAUUUCAUUGUUUUCGUAAGGGAAUUCAACCUAGUCGAUCCCAAGGAGACGUGUAUCAUGGACGACCUGUCCGAAAUCCUGUGCACCCCCGCGCCGCCGCCCUCGGCCACGCCCGCCCCCUCCAACCUGGCCUCAGCCUCCCCUUCCUCACAAAACCACGUGACGGAGAGAUGAGCUGGGGGCGCCGCUGAGACGCCAGCACGGGAGUGAUAGAAGACAGAAGGAAAGAAGGGAAGACGGCCCGGCCGCCUUCCUUGGUGUGCCGGCAGGACUUUAGAGACCUUCCACUACACUCGUGUAUUUCGCUGCGAAACCUACCAACCAGUCAGAAGGAAAAGGGGGGAGGGGUUUGGGUUUUUUUGUGUGGGGGGGUGUUAGUUUGGGGUUUGUAACGCCAGCAGGAAUUGGCGUGAACGUUCCUCACGGGGUCAGUAUCCCUCCCAUUUUCUCUGCAACUUCAACUAGGAACAAAAAACGUUGGCUAUGUUUUAUUUGUUUGGUUUUAUUUCACUUUGACUUGUGUUGGUGAGUUCUUUUGGUUUCAUUUAGUUGUUUGGUUGGGUUGGCAGCGCGGCUACCGGCCCUCCCCCCCCAUCCCCAGCACACAUCCUGGACACGAGGGCGGGGCUUUGCUUCCA
Molecule: messenger RNA, 9382 nt
Organism: Dunckerocampus dactyliophorus (ringed pipefish)
Lineage: Eukaryota; Metazoa; Chordata; Actinopteri; Syngnathiformes; Syngnathidae
Gene: mob2a
Product: MOB kinase activator 2a
Exons: 5
Coding region: 8106-8918 (270 amino acids)
Biological process (GO): positive regulation of protein phosphorylation; signal transduction
Cellular component (GO): nucleus; cytoplasm
Molecular function (GO): protein kinase activator activity
Source: RefSeq, a predicted model, not a curated record